Molecule: messenger RNA, 813 nt
Organism: Leptosomus discolor (cuckoo roller)
Lineage: Eukaryota; Metazoa; Chordata; Aves; Leptosomiformes; Leptosomidae
Gene: SFRP1
Product: secreted frizzled related protein 1
Biological process (GO): canonical Wnt signaling pathway; non-canonical Wnt signaling pathway
Molecular function (GO): Wnt-protein binding
Source: RefSeq, a predicted model, not a curated record
CCCUACCCGGGCGGGCGCUUCUACGCCAAACCCCACCAGUGUGUGGCCAUCCCCGCCGACCUGCGGCUCUGCCACAGCGUGGGCUACGACAAGAUGGUGCUGCCCAACCUGCUGGACCAUGAGACCAUGGCCGAGGUGAAGCACCAGGCGAGCAGCUGGGUGCCCCUGCUCAACAAGAACUGCCACAUGGGCACCCAGGUCUUCCUCUGCUCCCUCUUUGCGCCCGUCUGCCUGGACCGGCCCGUCUACCCGUGCCGCUGGCUCUGCGAGGCCGUGCGUGACUCCUGCGAGCCCGUCAUGCAGUUCUUUGGCUUCUUCUGGCCUGAGAUGCUCAAGUGUGACCAGUUUCCCCAGGACGAUGUCUGCAUUGCCAUGACGGCUCCCAAUGCCACCGAGGUCUCCAGGCCCAAAGGAACGACGAUCUGUCCCCCUUGUGACAACGAGAUGAAGUCGGAGGCCAUCGUGGAGCACCUGUGUGCCAGCGAGUUUGCGCUUAAGAUGACUAUAAAGGAAGUGAAGAAGGAGAAUGGGGACAAGAUGAUUGUCCCACGGAAGAGGAAGGCGCUGAAGCUGGGGCCCAUCCGGAAGAAGAACCUGAAGAAGCUGGUGCUGUUCCUGAAGAACGGGGCUGACUGUCCCUGCCAUCAGCUGGACAACCUUGGCCACUACUUCCUCAUCAUGGGCCGCCAGGUGAAGACCCAGUACCUGCUGACAGCCAUCUACAAGUGGGACAAGAAGAACAAAGAGUUCAAGAAGUUCAUGAAGAAGAUGAAGUCUCCUGACUGCCCAACGUUUCCGUCCGUCUUCAAGUGA